Messenger RNA from Etheostoma cragini (Arkansas darter), 791 nucleotides. RefSeq names its product phosphatidylethanolamine-binding protein 4. The transcript is spliced from 7 exons. The coding region runs from base 130 to 717 and encodes 195 amino acids. NCBI's taxonomy places the organism in Eukaryota, Metazoa, Chordata, Actinopteri, Perciformes, Percidae. The record is from RefSeq and is a predicted model, not a curated record.
UUUCUUUUGCACCUCCGGUCAGUAGGUAACGGUAGGCUCGUGCACUGCGCAGAGGCUGCAGAAACAACUGCGCGUGAACCAGAAGAGGAAACCUGCUGCAAAACACAUAUGGACAACUUCUUCUGAGAGAUGGCUGUGCCGGUGCCGUUUCUGGUCUUAUGUGCCUGGUUUUUGGGGCUUUACCGUAUGGAAGCAACACCAGACGCCCUGAGCCCUAAGGAUGCUUCUUUCUGUCAUGGUGGACUAGAGGUUGUCUAUCCAGACCUGGAGGUUGAUGAAUGCCUCGUAAUUCCCAAGGACCUUAGAGAAAAGAUGAGCACGGUUUGGACCGUGCCAAAUAUACACUUCCCUGGAGCAAAAAAGAAUAAGAUGUAUGUUCUGGUGAUGGUGGAUCGGGAUGCUCCAAGCCGCGCCAAACCAACGGCUGCUUACUGGAGGCACUGGCUGGUCGUGGACGUGCAGGGCAAUGCACUCAAGGAAGGAAAAAUACGUGGGACGACCCUCACUAACUAUCAGCGUCCAACCCCGCCACGGACAUCUGGUUUCCACCGCUACCAGUUCAUGCUGUUUGAGCAGCAUCCGGACGCACCGGUGUCCCUCACCAAGCAGGAGAAGUCGUCCUCCGCUAAAUGGGAUCUUUGGGCCUUCAUCACAAGGUUUGAUCUGGGAGAGCCGGUUGCCACGGUGCAGUUUCUCACCCAAAACUACAAAGCCUGAAGGAUGCUCAGACGCCUGAAAGAAGAAUCUGUCAGUACAAGAAUAUCAAAUAAAAAUGUUCCCCUUGCACCAGG